Molecule: messenger RNA, 1572 nt
Organism: Heteronotia binoei (common prickly gecko)
Lineage: Eukaryota; Metazoa; Chordata; Lepidosauria; Squamata; Gekkonidae
Gene: GALK1
Product: galactokinase 1
Exons: 8
Coding region: 186-1370 (394 amino acids)
Biological process (GO): galactose metabolic process; carbohydrate phosphorylation
Cellular component (GO): cytoplasm; cytosol
Molecular function (GO): galactokinase activity; ATP binding
Source: RefSeq, a predicted model, not a curated record
GCGGCAGGGAGCGAGGGGGGGGGAGAGACGCGGAGCUCUAGAGCGACUCGAGAGGCGGCUGCUGCCCUGCGCCGCGUUGCCAUUUUUGCAGCCGCGCCUCGUUUAGGGCAACGGAGGACCCGCUCCCGACCCCGAGCGGCGCUUGACGUUUGGCCCCCGGGUCCUGCCGCUUGCAGAUCUCCAACAUGGAAGGGCUCAAGGACGCCGACGUGGGAUCUCUGCUGGCGACAGCCCGCGAGGAGCACAGAAGGGCUUUCGGGGGCGCAGAGCCUGAGAUCGCCGUGUCGGCGCCUGGGAGGGUGAACCUGAUCGGAGAGCACACCGAUUACAACCAGGGCUUCGUUCUGCCGAUGGCCUUGCAUAUGAGAACUGUGAUGGUUGGGAGUCCGAGGGAAGACGGAAUAAUAUCUGUCGUCACAACAGCUGAAGAAGCUGAUGAGCCCAAAAGAGUGCAGUUUCUGGUUCCAGCGAAAGGUGGUGCCUUGAAACCAGGAGAACCUCAGUGGGCAAAUUACGUGAAGGGGGUGAUCCAGCAUUAUAGGGCUGGCCCCCUCCCGGGCUUUAAUGCGGUCAUCGUCAGUAACAUCCCACUGGGUGGUGGUCUGUCAAGUUCAGCAUCCUUGGAGGUGGCUACCUACACAUUUCUGCAGCAGCUUUGUCAAGAUGAUGGGGAUCCAGUAGCUAAGGCUCUGGCAUGCCAGAAAGCGGAGCACACCUUUGCAAUGAUGCCCUGUGGGAUCAUGGACCAGUUCAUCUCUGUGAUGGGGAACGAGGGCCAUGCUUUGCUGAUAGACUGCAGGUCCCUGCAGACGCACCUGGUACCUUUGUCUGACCCCGACUUAGUUGUUCUCAUCACCAAUUCCAAUGUACGGCACACAUUGACGGGCAGCGAAUAUCCCACACGUCGGCGCCAGUGCGAAGAGGCUGCCAAGGUGCUUGGCAAGGCAAGCCUGAGAGAAGCCGACAUGUCCAGCUUGGAGGCUUCCAAGGCCCUGAUGAGUGAGGAGGUGUACCGGCGAGCCAGACACGUGAUUGGGGAGAUCGAACGCACUACCAAGGCAGCUGAGGCGCUGCAGUCCAAAAAUUACAAGAGAUUCGGGCAACUGAUGGUGGAGAGUCACAAUUCUUUGCGGAAUGACUAUGAAGUCAGCUGUGCAGAACUAGAUGAGCUGGUUGCCGCUGCUUUAGAAGUUCCUGGUGUUUAUGGCAGCAGAAUGACUGGUGGUGGGUUUGGAGGUUGUACUGUUACUCUACUGGAAUCCAGUGCAACAGAAAAAGUUGUGAGACACAUUAAGGAAAAAUACAGUGGGACCGCGACCUUCUAUUGCACAAAAGCUUCCGAUGGCACCAAAGUGCAUCCUCUUCCGUGAAAGAACUUCCAGUCUCUGUGUAAGGACCUGCUACCUCUCUGCUACCUGGAUCCAAGAGAAUUGCUAGGCUUUGAACCAGUCGGCCUGCCUGAUCUUCUAAGGGAAAUCAAAGACUUUCUUUGCUGGUACAAUUGUGAUACUAGAGGAAAUGCCUUGGCAUUUUUUUUUGCACAAAUGUAAUUAAAAAUCCAUUUUGCCUGUA